AUGCCUCUAUACGUGAUAUACAAUCCAGUUUGCGGGAACAAAUCCGCUCCAGCGCUGUUUCGCGAUCAUGUCCUGCCAUAUCUAAAGAGGCGGGGAAAGGCUAUCGAGUGUGUUGUGGAGACGGAGAGGGAGGGACAUGCGGGGGAGGUUGUCGCUGGGCUUUUGAAGAAGUGGGAUAUAGACUGUGAUUCAACUGGUGAAAGUAGAAAGGAACUCGAUGGUCCCGGGGGAGAAGGAAGGGAGGAGGAGAAGACCCUGGAUGUCAUCCUUGGAUCGGGGGAUGGGACGUUACAUGAAAUCGUGAACGCUUUGUUCGGUAGUCCGGAUGGUGGUCUAGCUCAAGAGUCGGGGGCAAAAGUGAAGAUUGUCCUUGUGCCCUGUGGGACGGCCAAUGCCUUGUAUUCGAGCUUGUACCCGCCUGGGCCAAAGGAUGAAGAGAAUGCCGGUGGAAAUGUCACGGAGAGUGUGGGGUACAAGAUGAAAGCCGUGAAGGAGUACGCUGAAGGGAAUGGAGGAGAGGUACCGUUGUCAUUUGCUGUUACGACGUUGUUGGGUUCGGGCGGUAAUUCGGACGGAAGGAAGAGGCUCGUGUCGAGCGUGGUCACGUCUACUUCACUCCAUGCUGCUAUCUUAAGGGAUUCGGAAAGGCUGAGGGAGGAGUAUCCGGGUAUUGAGAGGUUCAAGAUUGCAGCUCAGGAGAAUAGCGACAAGUGGUACAACGCCCGGGUUGAAUUACUACCUCUGCAGGAUGGGAGUCCUCCGACAGUGUAUGAUCCUGCGAGCAGCGAGUUUCGGGCUCUCCAGCCUCAGCCUCAGUCUGACGUUUGGUAUAUGGACGGACCAUUCGCGUAUUUCCUCUCCACCGUCAAUGUGGAUCGAUUGGAACUGGAGUUUAAUAUUACAGCGUUAGCGAGGAGGAUCCGCCCUCCGCCUGGAAGUUGUGAUAUUGUCAUCGUUAGGCCACUUAGGGACCCAAGUUUAGCGAACGAAGGGGAAGAGGCGAGGAAGGCGUUUGUACCCAAGCUUUGGACCGUACUCGGCGGAGCGUAUCAGGGAGGGAAGCAUGUCUCUUUGAGGUAUGGGGCGAAUGGGGAAGUCGGAGAGGAGGGAGGGGAGGUGGUUGCAGAGUAUGUGAGGUGUGGUGGAUGGAGGUGGAUUCCAGACAAGGAUGAUGCGGGUGCUCAUUAUAUCUGUUCGGAUGGAAGCGUCGUGGAAUUAAAGAAAGGAGGAAUCGCGGAAUGUAGAGUCUCAACACAAGGACAGAAUUUGGUCGUCUGUGCUAGUGCAUGA
Messenger RNA from Coprinopsis cinerea okayama7#130, 1290 nucleotides. RefSeq lists its product as hypothetical. The transcript is spliced from 3 exons. Lineage: Eukaryota; Fungi; Basidiomycota; Agaricomycetes; Agaricales; Psathyrellaceae. Gene Ontology annotation, cellular component: membrane; intracellular membrane-bounded organelle; cytoplasm. Bases 1 to 1290 code for a protein of 429 amino acids. The record is from RefSeq and is a predicted model, not a curated record. Gene Ontology annotation, biological process: sphingosine biosynthetic process.